Molecule: messenger RNA, 8141 nt
Organism: Pantherophis guttatus
Lineage: Eukaryota; Metazoa; Chordata; Lepidosauria; Squamata; Colubridae
Gene: TNS3
Product: tensin 3
Biological process (GO): dephosphorylation
Cellular component (GO): focal adhesion
Molecular function (GO): protein binding
Source: RefSeq, a predicted model, not a curated record
GGUGCUGGAAAGUAAACAGUACCCUUUUCCUCGGCCUUUCUUUGCAGAAACGAGAUCCACCAGGCAUUCCAAGGUACAGGAGGAGCAGCAUGGCUUUGUCCGUCGUCUCUGAGAGCUCAGAAGAAAAAAGCGUACCAGCAGGCAGGAAGCCAGGGGGUGGAACGCGGAAGCCAGCUGCUGCCUCGCUUCUUUGAACGGCAACGGGGAGAUGAGUGCCGAGGAAAGCCAGAGGGAGCCACCUGCUUGCUGGAUUUCUAGGCAUCGAAGGAAUUUGUUCUUUGACCGAGAAGGGAUGGGGGGAGGGCGAGAGAAUGAGAGAUAAGAGAGAGCGCUUUCGUAGAACUUCUGUUUUUCACUCCAUUGUCGAGCCAGCUUCUUAUAUUGGAGCAUCUUGAAGACAGCGAAGGCCCAAGAAGGCUUCCUUUCUUGCGUGGGCUUUGUUUCUGAAGCUUUUUCAGCCACUUUCGCAUGGGGCGCCUUUUGCUUUGCUGGACGGUCCGGCGAGUCAGCGAACGAGCGCGCUCCAGUGGGGAGCUGAGGCUGAAAGGCAGACGACUUAGCUUCAGACUCUUGUGUAUUCAAGAGUAAACACUUUAAGAAAGCCAACUCUUGUAAUACCUGCAAUCAAAUUAGCAAUUCCAAUGGUAUUUCAUGCAGAGGGUUCCAGCAGUUUUUUAAGAAAUUCAUUUCUCUGUUGUGACAAAAUAUUUGAAAGUACAGAUUUUGACCUUAUUAUGGAGGAAAGUUAUGAACUGGACCUGACUUAUGUUACUGAAAGAAUCAUUGCGGUAUCGUUCCCAGGAAGCUGCUCAGAGGAAAUUUAUCUAAACAACUUCCAAGAUGUAAUUGGCAUGCUUAAAUCCAGACAUGGUGGCAACUACAUGGUGCUGAACCUCUCUGAAAGAAGAUACGACUUUGCUAAGCUUGACCCAAAGAUUAUGGAAGUGGGCUGGCCUGACCUCCAUGCCCCAACCCUUAAUAAGAUAUGCAACAUCUGCAAGGCUAUGGAAUCCUGGUUGAACAGUCAUUCUCAACACAUCGUGGUGAUCCAUUGCCGAGGUGGAAAAGGAAGAAUAGGUUUGGUGAUCUCAUCAUACAUGCACUUCACAAAUGUAUCUGCAAGUGCAGAUCAAGCCCUGGACAGAUUUGCAAUGAAGAAAUUCUUUGAUGAUAAUCUUUCUGCUUUAAUGCAACCAUCCCAGAAAAGAUAUGUGCAGUUUUUGAAUGAUCUUCUCUCUGGAUUGGUAAAAAUGAAUACAAACCCUCUAUUCUUACAUUAUGUUAUUCUGCAUGGAAUCCCAAACUUUGGUAUUAGUGGAGGUUGUCAACCAUUUCUGAAGUUGUAUGAGGACAUGUUGCCAGUUUAUACAUCAGGAGUAUAUAGCAUAGGGCUAGAGAAUCAGAAUAGAGCCUGCAUUGCAAUUGAACCAGCCCAGCUGUUGAAAGGAGAUAUAAUGCUCAAGUGUUGCCGUAAAGAGUACCAGUAUGGCAUUCGGAGUAACAUUUUCCGACUGCAGUUUCACACAGGUGCUGUUCAAGGAUAUGGCCUAAUAUUUAACAAAGAAGAAUUGGAUGAUGCAAACAAAGAUGAUCAUUUUCCUGAAAAUGGAAGAGUUGAAUUGGUGUUUUCGAGUUCCCCAGAAAAAAAUCCAGUGCUGCACUCCCAUGGUCCCGUUGAUGGUAGCCUUUAUGCUAAGGUGAGGAAAAAAAGCUCCUCUGAUACCAGCAUUCCAAGCAGAAUCAAAGGUGCCGCAAGUAAUAACUCUGAUCAUAGUGAUCAUACCCUAUCUGUGAGCAGUGAUUCAGGACAUUCUACAGCUUCUGUACGGACAGAAAAUACUGAGGAACAUCCUCCCGGAGUAAAACAAAUCUUGAGUCCCCGGGAAAAGGAAGAACUCGAUCAAUUGCUUAGUGGCUUUGGCCUAGACAACUCGAUCAUUCUGCUCAUGGAUAUGACUGAUGCCCAAAGCAAAUAUAGUGGAACUCGUCAUAUAGUGCCAGCCCAAAUUCAUGUGAAUGGAGAUGUCAAACACAAGGAAAGAGAGACAGAUAUUCUAGAUGACGAGAUGCCCACUUAUGAUCUUCACAGUGUGGAUAGUAUUGGAACAUUGUCUUCCUCUGAAGGUCAGCAGUCUAACCACCUUGGAAAUUUGAGCUGCCAUAAAAGUUGUCAGAAUUCCCUCCUGUCAGAUGGCUUUGGAAGUAAUAUUGGAGAGGAACAUCAUAACACUCUGGCUGCAGAUCUGGGAAUUAAUGUUGACUCUGUGUAUGAAAGGCCCUUUGGAAGGACUGAUACAAAAAGCUGUCAGGAGCUGACAAAGAAUCCUCCAGUUUCCACCCACCCAUCCUAUAGCGCCAGUAGCUAUUCAACUCAGACAUGGGUGCGCCAACAGCAAAUGGUAAUUGCUAAUCAGUAUAUCAGUUCUCCAGAGAAUGAAGUUGGAUUUGGUAUUCAUAACAUAGUUGCAAAUGUGGAAAACCUGGAAAAUCAAGCCAGAGUUCCAAAUAUGCUUCUCCAAAGUUCCAGCCGUAGGAGUGAGGUCCAAAGGAGGCUUGGGAAUAUACCAUCUUCUAGUAAUGUGGUUGAAACAUCUAAACCAGAGGUUUCUAAAUUAAGAUUUCUCUCUGAAAAAAGUGCAAAUAAUAAUGAGUUGAAACAGAAUACAAGAAGCAUUGCUGGAGUUUUGCCAUCUUCACCAACUUUGGAUAUUGAUCAGUCAAUUGAACAGCUAAACAGACUAAUUUUGGACUUGGACCCAACAUUUGAGCCUAUUCCUACUCGCAUUGAUGCUGUCAACACAGAUUCAGAUCAGCUGAAUGGCUUUGUCAGCCCUCAAAGAGAUGAAGAAAGGCUUGGGAGGGGCUCUAGGUUCCAUGUGAAAACUGAGGUCACUACCAAAAACUCAUCCCAGCAGGGUUUUCAAGAUGAUGGCAUAUUAAAUGGAAAAAACAAGAAGUUAAAUCCUGAAUUUUAUGACAAUGAUAUCUCAACACAGUCAAUAUGCAGAAAGUAUAUAUGGACAAAAUCUGAUGUCCCUGACCAUUCUUUAGGACAGGACAUUUUUGCGUCUGCAAUAAAAACCAAACAGAUGGGUGUUGUAAGUUACCUGGAAAACCCAAAUGAAGGAGAUGGAAGCAUUUUCUCACCCAGCAAGAACGCAACAAUUCCACUUACUCCAGCAUUUCCUGUAUCACCAGAGACUCCCUAUGAACCCCGAGGUUACGUAGAAGACCUUAAUCACUCCACUGUGAUAUCUGACAGUUCAAGAACUCCAAAUCCAUCCUUAUUGCAGGCUGCCAUAGAAUCCGUUCCUUCCCAUCACCAGCCUUUUGCAGCUACAUGUUCAGUUUCAAAUGAUACUACUGUUCCAAGAAAAGAGAGUUCAACAGAUGAACAUAUUUGGCAUCCAAACAAUUCUCAGCCUUCCUUGAUGCCCCAGUUUCCAGAAAUGAGUAACAUCAAUGUAGGAAGUUACCUCAUGUCUCCAGAUCUUUCUGCUCCUGAGCAAAAUGAUUUAUACUUCCAGACAAAAGGACUUCAGCCUGGGACAUUUAACAAUCUAGCAAAUAUAACAGCUGUGCCACAACAGGACCUUACAACUUGUGAUAGCAUCCAAACUUUUCAGAAUUAUGAUGGGACUGUUGCUAACAGUAACCAGUUAGUGGAAGAAAAAAACCUUUCUUUUAUGUCAAAUGCUGAUGGGUCUCCCAAAGUAAUGAAAUCUAUGGUGGACAGUAGUUUUUUGCCACAUACCUGCCUUGUAUCAACUUCUGGAUAUACUAAUCAGCAAAUCCAGGGAUUGCAAAUGUAUCCACAAACCCCUCUUCCUGAGAAGAAAAGGAUUUCUGAGGCAGAACGUUCUUUUGGUUCUGCCUCACCUUCUCCAAGCGGUUUUUCCAGCCCACAUAGUGGAAGCACUAUCAGCAUUCCAUUUCCAAAUGUUCUUCCAGAUUUCUCUAAAGUUGGAAACGCACUACCAGUGUUAGAAAGUAUGGGUGAUAAACAUGUAACUGUAAACUUUGUUCAAGAUACUUCCAAAUUUUGGUAUAAACCAGAGAUUUCCAGAGAACAAGCUAUUGCUGUCCUGAAGGACAAGGAAGCUGGAUCAUUCAUUGUUCGUGACAGUCAUUCCUUCAGAGGUGCCUAUGGUUUGGCCAUGAAGGUUGCUAUACCUCCUCCUUCAAUAUUACAGUUAAACAAAAAAGUUGGAGAUAUUUCCAAUGAACUUGUGAGACAUUUUCUGGUUGAGUGUACCUACAAAGGAGUAAGAUUGAAAGGAUGUCCCAAUGAGCCAUAUUUUGGAAGUUUGACAGCUUUGGUGUAUCAACAUUCCAUUACCCCUCUGGCAUUGCCUUGCAAGCUACUCAUCCCAGACCAAGACCCUCUGGAAGAGAUUUCUGAAACCUCCACACAAACGGCUUCAAAUUCAGCUGCAGAGCUUCUGAAACAAGGAGCAGCCUGCAACGUUUGCUACUUGAAUUCUAUUGAGAUGGAAUCUCUAACAGGUCAUCAAGCUGUGCAGAAGGCUUUGACCUUAACUUUAACUCAAGAGCCUUCUCCCACCUCUACUGUAGUGCAUUUCAAAGUGUCUGCACAAGGUAUCACAUUGACAGACAAUCAGAGAAAGCUUUUUUUCAGAAGGCAUUAUCCAGUCAGUAGUGUUAUUUUUUGUGCUUUGGAUCCACAAGACAGAAAAUGGAUUAAAGAUGGUCUGUCAGCAAAAGUAUUUGGCUUUGUUGCAAGGAAACAAGGUAGUGCAACUGAUAAUGUUUGCCACCUGUUUGCAGAACAUGAUCCAGAACAGCCUGCCAGUGCCAUUGUAAACUUUGUAUCAAAGGUCAUGAUCGGUUCCCUGAAGAACUAAAGGCCUCCUGUUUUACUGAUCUGUUGAACUUGCAAGCAGAAACCAUAUAUUCAGAUGAAAGCUGUGUGGCCCUCAGCAGUUCUUCCAGUGGACAAUCUACCUAUAAAAUAAGAUAAAGAGUGCAUUUUAUAUUUCAGUAACAUCACAUGACCGUUUAAAUUUAUGACAUCAAACUAGGAUUAAGCAAAUAAGGGAAUAGGAAUCUGGCAAGGUCCUGAAUACCCAUUUCUGAACAAAUGUAUUUUUUUUAAAAAAAAAUCUAAAGCAUUAUAAAGUUGAGAAAAUUGAAAUGAGCUUUUCUGAUUUUUAACUUGUGAUGGGACAGGAUGUGGGAGAGUGGGCAUUCACCUCUUUGGGCAUGUUGUUUUUAUGUGGAAUUUUUGCUGGAAUUUUGUAAAGAUGUGAGAACAGAAAUUUGCAUGAGAAAAAUCUCAAGGAUCUCUCAGUUAUAAUGCAGGAAUAGGAUUAGGGACUGGAAGUGGAAGAUAUAAAGACUUGCAGAUUUAUUAGAUAAAAAAGAGCGUACUGUCUCUCUUCUUAAUUCUCCCUUGCAAAUUCCCAGUUUGGGGCACUUUUAAAAUGUUUUUGUUCCCUUGAGUAGAUUAAGAAGUCACAAGCUACUGUUGUGAGCACAUUUGGAGUGAACAGUGGAAACUAUUAUAUAAAAUUAUUCUUUUCUUUUAUUCAGAGAUCCUUUGUUGCAAGUGGCCACUUUCAGUAAUUCACAUUAUUAUAAUCACAUUACAGUAAUUUCACAUUUAUUUUUGCAUUGAUUUUUGCUUUGGUCCUAACAAAUUCGUAGAUUUCUUCUCUUUCCUAUUAAUAUUAGAGUGAUGGACAUCAAAAUUAUAAUGGAAAAUUGUAUGUAGGAAAUUGAGGCAAGUUUAUUUUGGAUGAUGUAAAAAAAGAGAAAGGUUUGUCUAGUGCAUAUAUUGUAACAAAAAAUGGUACAUUAGUUCGUUGAAUGAUAAAUGGAUAAUUAGGGGGAUGUUUAAAAGAGGAUAAAGUGAUUCAGAAAUUUUAUGAGGAAUUUUAGCAAGAAAAGUGUAAUGCCUUUAAUGAUAGCAUAUAAAAAUGAAGGCUUCAUUACUUUCUGUGGAAUCUUCCAUCUGGACUUGGGAGGGUCUAGUCCAUACAAUAUGCAGAUUUCCUGUGCACAAUGCUAGCAAUUUGAUUGUGCCAUUUAGUGUGUGCUGUUUCUGCUGCACCUUACCCCUGCUAUUAUCUAUUGGCCUAUUUCCGGGGUGUCUGUAAAUAAUCAGAACUUGUUUAGUGUGGGAGACCCCUGCUAAACUACUGCUCUGGUGCUUAGUGCAUGCUAUGAUCCAUGCUUCAGUGCUAUCUUAGUCCAGUCCUUUCCAGCCACUGGUAGAAUUUCUCAAUGUCUGCCACAUCAGUUAUCUGUCCUAUGCCUGGUCUUGCCUUGCUAUAGCAUUUUGUCUGGUUGAUCUUCCUCCCAUGUUUGCCUCAGGCCAUCUGUCAACAGCUCAUUUUGGGAUGCCAUCUUAGUGAUGUACUCCUAGGUGCUCUAGGUUUCAUCCUGGAUAGUUUUGAUAUCGAUCAGACACGUUUUGCCCUCUGGGUGUUGGACUUUGGGUGGAAACCUCCAUACGUUGUAAGGAGCUUCUGGAUCAUCACAUUGGCAGCAGAGUCUGCUUUGGCCAGCUCACGAUGCCAGCAAUAUUACAUAUAUUAUUAGCUUGUGACAAAUUAUUUAUAGUGUAAAACAGAUUUGGGUUUACUGAAUAGAUUUUUUUGUUUCUAUAUACUUAAAGGGGGCCUGUGAAACAAACAUGAUUUUUUAAAAGGGGAGUUACAUAGAAAAUCUGGAAAGGUCUAGCCUGGGAUAUUUCUGCCAGGCCAUUUUACAUUACAUAAAAUUACAUAAAUUACAUUACAUUAAAUUACAUAAAAUCAUUAAGUAAUUUUAUCAAUACACAGAGCAUUUUGUUCAUGCCUGCAGAGAGGAAGCAGUGUUUCAUAUUCUGGCUUUAAGAAUAGCCACACAUCUUUUUAGAGAACAAAGCAUAUUUUUUUAUAUUUCAGGAAACAAUAAAAAACUUCAUAGUUUUAUUCUGAAAAUGAAUUUCUACUAAUAUUUUAAAAGUUUUUAUUUUAAAAAAAAUCUGAAGUAAAUUUUAAAAUGGGGAAAGGAAGGGAGAGAAAUCUUAUUUUGGGUUCACAGUUAUAUUUUGAUAAAUGACAUACUCUGAUUUGACAAUCUAACAUAUAUAUCAUGUGACCAAAUAUUCCAGAACAGAAUAUUGCUAUAUUUGUGUAUGCAUUGUGAUAAUUGUUAUAGUCUACUUAUAGAGCAUAUACUUGUAUAUAACCCAAUGAUACCGAAAGUUAAUAAUUGUGAUCCCAUAUGUGAAUGUGUAUUUGCACAAUUGCUGAUGCUAUGCAUAUUUUCCACUUCUUUGCACCACAGUGAUACAAUCUAGCCAUACAAGCAAGAUGUGUGUGUGUGUGAAAUGAGCAAUUUAAGCAUCAGUAUUUCCAGUGGCUCUAAGGAAACUGAAUGCAAAUAGUGGACAUAAGAUAUCAGAAUUGCAGUUGUAAGAAGGAGACAAGUUUAGUUUAGUUUAGUUUUAUUAAAUUUGUAUACCGCCCUUCUCCCAAAGGACUCAGGGCAGUGAACAGGCACAAGGUAAAAUACAGAAAUACAAAAGUUAAAACAAUUUAAAAACAAAUUAAAUAAUAUUGGCACACGACAAUUAAAAUCCCAGUAAAUUUAAAUUUAUCUUUUCUGUUUUCUCCUCCGCUCCCCUCUCUCAAACACACACACAUACACACACUGUUGAGAAUAGGUGUAGAUAAAUUCUACUUUUUAACCAGUACUUAUUUAACGGGAUAAUGAAGUUUUAUAGAAAAAUUGGGUGCAAUUUCAUAGGCAGCACAUGGUAUUUUUGCAUUAUUUCAUUCCCAAGUAUCAGAUGGGCUUGAAUGAUUUCAGUAACGUAUUCAACCAUUUCCUCAUGAGUUUUCAGUCUUUCUGGCUUCUUAUGUUUCCAUUAAAUUCCAAGGAUUUUUUAGUUGUAGCUAUUGCUGCUUCUAAUCAGGAAUCAUUGCUUCACAGAGAUAGUUGGAGAAUUUCUCCUUCAUUUGGAAAAGUAGUUGUCAUAUAUCCACAAUUUUUAUGGAAAAUGUUUAUGCCCCAUGUUAUUAUAUGUCUCAUGCAGAGAGAUACAUAAGCAUAUGAAUAUUUGUUUAAAGUGCUGAUUAACUGCAAUGACUAAUCAGAUUGCAAUAAAAAUAUGUUUUGGACUCCACAAA